GAAGAGGCGCUGGACUUAGACGUUGCGGAACGUAUGGGUCGUAAGAAAGGACCGAAACACGAUCACCAGUCAAGAAGUCCCAAUGUAAAACAGUCAUCUGAAAAGCUAACCGCAGGAGACAGCACUAAUGAAUUUGCGGCUGAAAAACCAACUACAGAAGGUAGUACUAAUGAAUCUGUGGCUAACGCUAUAUUAUCUGAGUCGUCUGAAAUGAAGGUUGCAGCUAGUGAUGCGGAGACAAUUGAUGUUCUUGGAAAUGGUCUCGUUAUUAAAAAGACUUUAGAAGAAGGUCUUGGUAGAGAAACUCGUCCUAGUCACGGUGAUUCUGUUGUUAUAAAUUACAAAUGUUGGUUGGAAGAUGGAACGCUUGUUGAUAACGCCGAAAAUGUGAAAAUAGUAGUCGGCGACAAUGAUAUAAUACAUGCGUUCGAUCUGUCUAUUCCGCUUGCCGAACACAAAGAGGUAUUCGAACUGACAACUGACUCUCGAUUUGCCUACGGAUCUCGUGGACGAGAUCCCGAUAUCCCAUCAGGGGCAAAUUUAACUUAUCGCAUCGAAAUUCUAAAAGUUGAUGAUCCUCCUUGUUAUGCUAGUAUGUCGAAUUCCGAAAGACUUGCGGUUGCUAAUCAGAAAAAAGACAGAGGCAAUUAUUACUACAGGCGGGAAGAAUUUGCGUUCGCUAUCGAUAGCUAUAACAAAGCCUUGAAAAUUUUAAACUUGCCCCCUGCACCUCCUACCCAAUCGUCAGGAGAUAAAUUUCCGGAAACCAACUGUCCAACAGAACUUAUUAAUGAUGCAAAGUUGAAAUUGGAAAAUAACCUUGCAGCAGCUCAGUUGAAGGUUGAAGCAUAUGAUGCUGCUAUAAUGUCCUGUGAUACUGUUUUGAAAAGCGAUCCACAAAAUAUUAAGGCUUUAUUCAGGAAAGGAAAGGCUCUUUUGGAAAUGAACGAAGUAGACGAUGCUAUCCCAAUCCUUCAGAAAGUGUUAACAAUAUCCCCGGGCUCACAAAUGGCUAGUGUUGAACUGGCUCGUGCUCGAGCCAUACGACAGAAAGAACGAGAGCAUUGGUCACGGUCUGUUAAUCGCAGGUUUCCGAAAAUUAAGCAGAAUAAGAAUACGAAACUAUCUGUUGCAUCUCGAGUUAAACUGGUGAUGAGUUCUCGUCCUGUGAUGUUAACAAGUAUCAUGGCGAUUUUGUCUGUUCUCAUUGGGUUUCUUGCAUACAUUUAUCAACCUGCUAUUAUGAACAUCAAUACAUAGAGAUUAUUUUAAUCAUUGUUUUAUUUCAUCUUUCAAUUUGUUGGAGCGAAAGGUAUUUCAUAGAAGAAAAAAAAAUGUAAAAUUCAUUAUUUGUAAAUAAUAACAAAAUAUUGUUAAUUCAAUUUUUUUUAACAACACACCUCAUUUCGUUUUAUGCGUUCGUAAUUUUUUUUUUUGUUUUUGGUGAAUUUAUUCAGUAUCUAUCGUGUUCUGCUGUUGCUGAUUGAUUAAUUUAUAGAAUUCAACUUUUUCUUAUCUGAAUUUUGUGAAUAUAUCAAUAAACGUUUAGAGAACAUUUUUUUUCUUUCCUAUCAUGAAACAUGAUUACAAAACUAAAGUAUACUUAUGCAUAUAUCAUGUAAUAGACUUUACAAAAAAGCAGCAUAUUCAUUCACUUAUUAAAACAAGUGGGACUAAAAGCUGUGUUCAAAUUAACACUUACAAAUGUACAUUGUAAUAGUAUUAUUAUUUCAUAGGUAUCUUUAUCAGUUUAGUUAUGUAACUUGUGUUUUUGCAAUAAAGUUUUAUAAAAAGAAAGUGAUUUUCAAAGUAUUUAAUCUAUUAUUAAUAAUUUUGCUUAGGUUGAACAUUUUCAAUUGAUGAUUUGUUGUUGUUACUUUCUAAGCCAAUUUAGGUUUUCCAAUUAUGAAAUAGUUGUUUUAUCAAAACAAUAGAGGCAUAAUUUUGGUUGUCUCAACUGCUGUUCAGUAACUGUCUAGUUCAUACUGUCAAUAACUAAAGUUAGCUGCCACUGGAACAGUUGUUAGUGACUACUAGAUAACUACUAAUUCAUUUAAUUGAUUGAUGCUUUUCAUGUUUGAAGUGAAUAGUGUUUGUUGGUUAAGGAAAAUCAAGUGAAUUUUUUUUUUGUUGUAAAUAUUUUGAUUUUCAAUUGUUGUUGUUGACAUAAUCUUGCAUUUUAUUUCAGUUUAUGGGUUGUCACUUAUUUUUAUUUUUAUAAUUUAAAAAUUCAUGAUAGUGUAAAUAAAUAUAUGCAUGCAAAUUUU
Messenger RNA from Schistosoma turkestanicum, 2267 nucleotides. The record is from the annotation of a GenBank genome assembly. NCBI's taxonomy places the organism in Eukaryota, Metazoa, Platyhelminthes, Trematoda, Strigeidida, Schistosomatidae.